Molecule: messenger RNA, 1468 nt
Organism: Vigna angularis (adzuki bean)
Lineage: Eukaryota; Viridiplantae; Streptophyta; Magnoliopsida; Fabales; Fabaceae
Exons: 9
Coding region: 301-1359 (352 amino acids)
Source: RefSeq, a predicted model, not a curated record
AACGUCGAACCUUCUCUGUUUCCUGUUUCUGCUCUUCUUUCUGCUUUAGAAAUCACAGCUUUGAACUUUUGGCUCUUUUUCGUUUCUCACCAAAUCCAACUCCGCUUUCGUCUUUCACACUGCCAUUGACCUAUUCUCUCUUCAGUCGUGGCACUUUCGAUUUGAAGCUCCGUGCUGAUUUGAUAACUGCUACUGUCUUUUCCUUUUAGCCACCGGUGGAUUUUCCCCUCUUUUUAGCUCGGAGACAGAAAAAGCUUUUGUCUCUCUCUAUCCUUGCGAUUGCUUAUAAUAUCAGCUGCAAUGCGUGCACCGGCUUUACUUGCUCAGUGCUUACCUGGCCUUGUGCCUCAUGAUCGUGGAAGUCUCAGCAUAUCUUCCGUUCCUGACAAAGAUAUUCAGCUCCCGUCACCGGCCGUGGAGAUUCUCCCUUCCAAGAUUUGUCGUGCGUUGCAGGCAGUUCACACUGACAAGGAUAAUGGGGAGAAUAUGGAUCAUUUUAAGGGUUUAGUUAGUGUUGCUGAUAUUGUUGGGUUCAGUGGCUCGGAGGCAAUAUCCUUGAAACCUGACGGUUAUCUGAAAUCCUGGACUAGUUCCAUUGAUCUUGUUAGUGUUCUUAAGCAUGAGAUUCGUGACGGGCAACUGACUUUUAGAGGAAAAAGAGUACUUGAGCUCAGUUGCAACUAUGGACUGCCUGGAAUUUUUGCUUGCUUGAAGGGAGCUUCUGUGGUGCAUUUUCAAGAUCAGAGUGCAGAAACUGUAAGAUGCACAACCAUACCAAAUGUCCUUGCUAAUCUCAAGCAAGCCCGUGACAGGCAGAGUCGACAGCCUGAAUCUCCUCUUACCCCUUCAAGACAGACUCUGGCACCAUCGGUUAACUUUUAUGCUGGGGACUGGGAAGAAUUACCAACCGUGCUGUCCAUUGUGAAAAGUGAUGGAUAUGAAGUUAUGCCUGGAAUGAGUUUGAGUUUUUCUGAGGAAGAUUUUAUGGAAGGGUGUAGCAGCCAAGAUGGUAGCAUCAUUGGUCAGGAAUCUUACUCAAGACGGUCUAGGAAGCUCUCAGGAAGUCGAGCAUGGGAAAGAGGCAGUGAGGCGGAUCAAGGAGAGGGUGGAUAUGAUGUUAUCUUAAUGACAGAGAUUCCAUACUCCGUUACCUCUUUGAAGAAGCUGUAUGCACUUAUUAAGAAGUGCUUGAGGCCGCCAUAUGGUGUGGUAUAUAUAGCUCCAACCAAGAGGCACUAUGUUGGAUUCAGUAAUGGAGUGCGGCAACUAAGGAGUCUCCUAGACGAGGAGGGCGUUUUUGGAGCACAUUUAGUCAAGGAUUUGGCUGAUAGGGAUAUCUGGAAGUUCUUUCACAAGUAAACGAGAAUUUGGAAAUCAGAUACUACGUUGGUAGACAUACGAUAAAAAAAUUCUAAUGACACCAUGCAUUUUUAUAAUAUGAAUCACAGGCAUUCUUUUGUUUAUUAAA